GAAAGUUGAGAGAAUAAAUGAAUCUGAGAGAGAGGGGGGACAGAAAGUGUGUGUGAGAGAGAGAAAAAGAGAGACAUACACACACACACUCGCACAGUGAGAAAGAGAAAGCGAGUUAGAGAGGCAAUAUAUAUGUAUACACCUUCGCGCGCGUGUAUGUGCAAUUGUUCUGCCUUUAACAAGUAUAUAUAGACUAUUAUUUAUCAAACAGGCAGUCUUUGUUUUACUGUACAAACUCAUAUAUCAGAGUAUAUAACACUGAGGUUGACAGGUUGAGGGUGAAUUUUUAAACGAAACCUUACCGACAAAGACAAGUCAGAGAGAAGCGGUCAGUAAUUACCGACGGACAAAUGUACGGAGAAGGUCAAUACAUUCAGCUCUUUCUUCACUGCACAACAACAAGCAGCCAGUAAAGCACGUGAUUAAAUUCUUUUAUUUCUGUGGACCAGCUUUUCCAAGUCUGCAUCAACAUGGAGAGUGAAUUAACCAAGCGAGACCAUGUAGGGUUGCAGGACUUUGUCCUUCUGGAAAAUUUUACUGAUCCUGAUGCUUUUAAACUCAAUCUCAAGAAAAGAUUUAAAGAAAACCUUAUCUAUACUUAUAUUGGUCCUGUCCUAGUAUCAGUGAAUCCUUACUGUCAACUGGAUAUCUAUAACAAUGAUAUUAUGCAAAGUUACCGCAAUAUCAACUUUUAUGAACUUCCUCCACACAUCUUUGCUAUUGCUGAUGCUGCUUAUCGAUCGAUGCGAGGAGAAAAUCGGGACCAAUGUGUACUUAUCUCCGGGGAAUCUGGAGCUGGCAAAACAGAAGCAUCCAAAAAGUUGCUUCAAUACAUAGCAGCAUGCAAUGUUCAUUCCAGUGAAGUUGAAAGGGUCAAAGACAGGCUUUUAAAAUCCAACCCAGUUUUAGAGGCGUUUGGAAAUGCUAAAACUACGCGAAAUGAUAAUUCUAGCAGAUUUGGCAAAUUUAUGGAUAUACAAUUUGAUUAUAAGGGAGCUCCUGUGGGUGGACAUAUACUCAACUAUCUUCUGGAAAAAUCUCGAGUUAUUCACCAUGCACCUGGAGAACGUAAUUUUCAUGUGUUUUACCAACUUUUAUGCAGCAAAGAUCAGGAAUUACUUGAGAAACUGAAUUUAGAUGGUGAUCCCAAUAAGUACCACUAUUUAUGUCAGGGAAAAAGUAUUAAGAUUGCAUCUAUUGACGACAAGAAGAACUUUGAAGAAAUGCGUCAAGCUUUGAAAAUCUGUGAUUUCUCCUGUUCUGAAGAAGAAUCCUUGUUUGCUAUUGUUGCCGCUGUGAUCCACUUAGGAAAUAUAACUCAUAAAGAAGACCAGGGUGUGGCUAAACUAUCACUUAAUGGACAUGAAACUUAUAUUGCCAAAUUACUUGGAUGUCCUGAAGAGCAGCUAAUUGCAGCUUUGGAAAACCGAACUAUUGAUGUCCGACAGGAAAAGAUGCAGACUCCGUUAAAUUUGGAACAAGCAAUUUAUGCUCGAGAUGCUCUUGCUAAAGGAAUAUAUGACAGGCUUUUUACUUGGAUUGUCAAAAAGAUUAACACAUCUCUUGCAACAAAAUGUAAAGAAAAAUGUACUUUACUAGGACUAUUAGAUAUAUAUGGUUUCGAAAUAUUCCAAAUAAAUGGGUUUGAGCAAUUCUGCAUCAACUACUGUAAUGAGAAACUCCAACAGCUGUUUAUUGAGCUAACAUUGAAAUCAGAACAAGAAGAGUACCAACGUGAAGGGAUUGAGUGGGAACCAGUUCAAUUUUUUAACAAUAAAAUUAUCUGUGAUAUGGUUGAAGGGAGACCAAUUGGUGUGAUAGCUAUUAUGGAUGAAGAAUGUGUUCGCCCUGGGGACCCAACAGAUUUGACUUUCUUAGACAAGCUAUCUCAGACUCACAAGGACCAUGCACAUUUUAUAUCUCAUGUAUCAGCAGACACUGCAACAAGAAAAACAAUUGAACGGGAUCAAUUUCGUCUGAUCCAUUAUGCUGGAGAGGUUACAUAUGAUGUCAAAGGAUUUUUAGAUAAAAACAAUGACCUUCUCUACCGAGACUUAAAAGAAGUGAUGUGUACAGCAACAAAUCCAAUAAUUGCAUUAUGUUUUCAGAAGGAAGAACUUAUCAGCAAGAAAAGACCAGAAACUGCAGCAACACAAUUCAAGGUCAGCCUUAAUCAACUUAUGGACAAUCUGAUGUCAAAAGAACCUUCUUAUGUUCGUUGCAUUAAACCAAAUGAUUCUAAACGAUCUGACCUCUUUGAUGACCAAAUUGCUAGUCAUCAGGUGAAAUACCUUGGUCUGAUGGAAAAUCUACGUGUACGAAGAGCUGGCUUUGCUUACAGAAGACCAUACGAAGUUUUCUUAAAAAGGUAUAAAUCCUUAUGUCCUUCAACAUGGCCUUCAUUCAAUGGAUCACAUAAAGAUGGUGUCCAGUGUUUAGUCAAGUACCUAAAAUAUGGAGAAGAUGACUACCGACUUGGAAGAACAAAACUUUUCAUUCGUUUCCCUCGAGUACUGUUUGCCACCGAAGAUGCCUUUCAAAUGAAAAAAAAUUGCCUUGCUACACAAAUUCAAGCUAAGUUUAAGGGCUACAGGCAACAACAGAUCUACAAGAAAUUACGAUUCUCAGCUAUUGUAUUGCAAUGCUGGAUACGACAAAUCUUGGCCCGGAAAUUGUUGGAACGUCGAAAGAGAGCUACACAAAUCAUUCGCAAAUUCAUCAAAGGUUUCAUGUACCGCAAAAAACCAGUGUGUAAGGAAAAUCAAGAAUUUGUUCAAUAUACUAAAUAUAACUAUCUUCAGAGACUGAAAACAAAGCUGCCAAAAUCUGUUUUAGAUAAAUCCUGGCCUCCAUGUCCAGAAUUACUUCAAAAGACGUCUACACUGCUGUGUAAACUAUGUAUGAGAAAUAUGGUGUUGAAAUAUUGUCGUAGUAUUUCUAACGAAAGAAAAACUCAGAUGGAACAAAAAGUUCUUGCAGAACGGAUAUUUCGAGGUCAAAAGGAAUCCUAUCCAUUUAGCAUUAAAGAUCCUUUCGUCAACAAUCGUCUAGCAACACACCAUGAACAUCUCAGAACAUCUGUUUUUGAUGCCACUAUAAAAGCACAAAAUGAAGAAAUUGUGUAUGCAACUGCUGUUACCAAGUAUGAUCGUCAUGGUUACAAGCCUCGAAACCGUAUCCUCAUUGUUACAAACCAAGCUCUCUAUGUUUUGAAUGAAAAAGAUUUCAAAGUGAAGGAUAAAAUAACUUUCAUGCAACUCAAACGUGUAAUGACCAGCCCUUUGACAGAUGGUAUCUUUGUUGCUAUAGUAACAACUGAGGAAAAUGGAACCAAGUCUGGAGGUGAGGAUGAUGAUCCUGAUUACGAUAAGGGUGACUUAAUACUUCACAGUGACUAUUUGAUUGAAGCCCUUACCAAAAUUGCUGUAGCUACUAGCAAAUCUAACCUUGUGACAGUUGCCGAAGGAAAUAGUAUCACGCAUGAUGUAUCAAGUGGUAAACAAGGAAACAUUCAGUUCUCCAAAGGGGCCGUAUAUUCUGUGAAGAAAAACAAAGCAGGAGGCCUUGUUGUUGUUGCUCCACCAUUACAGUGAUCUGAAAAGUAAGUUCCUACCCUUCAGGCUGUUCAGGUGCUAUGACAAUGCAGUUUCAACAUUGAGGAUUUUCAAAUGACUAGAGCACUGCAUUCAAAGAUCUUUCUGCCUCUACUGCUCCCUGUGAUAUAGAAAUUGCUGUCAAACUACUUAAAAACUGCAGCUUCUCUCAACAACUUCAGCUUCAAUAAAUAAUAUAUCUACUUUCAUUUUCAUUUUUUUCUUCUCCUUUUCUUGAAAAUCUUUCCUAUCUCUCUCUUCUUUCUUUUGCGCUCCCUUAAUAUAAAAUAGGCCACUUGUGAGUUUGUAUGUUUUACCAGAAUGAUCAAAUAAAGAAACUGUAGUUAAAUCAGACACACAGGCCUGUGCAAAGUUGUAUAAGCUUUUGAUACAAUCUAAUGAUUAAAAAGAAAUGGUGCUAGCCAGUGUUACUAGCAAGUGCCUUUUAAUGUUG
Molecule: messenger RNA, 4047 nt
Organism: Octopus bimaculoides (California two-spot octopus)
Lineage: Eukaryota; Metazoa; Mollusca; Cephalopoda; Octopoda; Octopodidae
Product: unconventional myosin-Ic
Biological process (GO): actin filament organization; endocytosis; actin filament-based movement
Cellular component (GO): myosin complex; cytoplasm; actin cytoskeleton
Molecular function (GO): microfilament motor activity; ATP binding; actin filament binding
Source: RefSeq, a predicted model, not a curated record